AUGAGCUCCUUCAGCAGCACUCCUGCUGGUUCAUUUCUGAGCCGCAUGGAGCCUGUUCAUGCGUACAUUGCAGGUGCCGGCUUCUUAGUUUGCGCACUUGUCGGGGUGGUUCUCAUGCUGGCAUCCCAGCACAAGAAGUUUGACUACAAUAGCGGUAUCUUCACUUACCUCAGAUUCAUCUAUGCAUCGUUCCUUAAGCCCCACAAGAAAGGUCUCAAUGGCCAGCAAGAUGCGCUAGAAAGCUUCUACAAGACUCAGGCUGGUGUAUAUGAUGCCACUCGCAAGCGUCUUCUCUGUGGCCGUGAGGAUAUGUUGGGGCUUGUUGCCGCGCAAUUGAAGUACAAGGUUGAGAACAAAGAACUCCAGGCUGGAAAGGCAAUCUGGGUUGAUGAUAGCUACAACAUUGAGGCCAUGGCUUCUUUCCUACCAGUUACCCAAUUCUUCUCGCACGUGUACCUUGUCGACCUGUCUCCCUCUCUUUGCGAGGUUGCCCGUCAGCGAUUCGAGCGCCUAGGCUGGAAGAAUGUCACGGUCGUCUGUCAAGAUGCGCGCUCUUUCCGUCUCCCCCAUGAGAAAGUCGACCCCCGUGCCCCAGCUCCAUCAACUGCAGGCGCAGAUCUUAUCACCAUGAGCUACAGCUUGUCCAUGAUUCCUGACUACUACAGUGUCGUCGACUCCCUGACCGACCUCUUGAGGGCGUCUGGUAUCCUUGGUGUCUGCGACUUUUAUGUGCAAAGUAUCGUGGACGUUUCCGCCCGCAACUACAUUGGUGGUGCUUUCAAUCGCCACGUUAACUGGCUGGGUCGUGCCUUUUGGCGGGCCUGGUUCGAUGCGGACCGUGUCAGUCUGGAAGCAGCACGCAGAGACUAUCUGGAAUACCGCUUUGGAACCGUCAUCUCUGCCAGCGAGCGCAAUUAUCUUCUCGGCGGCAUUCCUUACUACAUCUUCGUUGGACGUCACAAGAAUCUUGCAUCAAAUCUCUCCGGUCAGGAGACAAUUGAAAUGUUGGACGCCUCCUUUACUGAAUCUCCUUAUCUUUCUCCCGCCAAUCACACCAAGGAGAUGGAGAAAGCAAUGGAGAGGAACGCUCAAGAAAUUCGUUCCAAAGCCUACGAGUCGGCCGUUAUCAACCUGAGCGCGAACCUCCCGCUUCCCUCAUCCUUCUACCAGAAUCACCACUGCCGCAUCUUCUACAAUGAUCUGCUGCCCAAGCACACGCAGUUCAAGAAUGAAUACAUUUAUGCCUUCAACUGGGAAGAUCCUCGUGUGGAUCAUCGUCUUCUCGACAUCAAGCGGGAUGAUGUUAUCUUGGCCAUUACCAGCGCCGGAGACAAUAUUUUGGAUUACCUUCAGAAGAGUCCACGCAGAGUUCAUGCAGUCGACCUGAAUCCUAACCAGAAUCAUUUGCUUGAACUCAAGGUUGCUAGUUUCAUGGCCCUUGGUCAUCGCGAUGUCUGGAAGAUCUUUGGCGAGGGAAAACACCCAGAAUUCAGGGAACUCCUCAUUUCUCGUCUCAGCGCUCACCUCUCCAGCCAGGCAUUCCAGUACUGGCUUGAGCACACUCACAUUUUCACUUCAAAAUAUGGCAAAGGACUUUAUGAAACCGGUGGCUCGCGCCACGCCAUCAAGAUGGUUCGGUACCUGUUCAAGGUGUUUGGCCUUGAGGGUCAGGUGAAGAAGCUCUGCGAGGCGCAGACUCUUGCUGAGCAACGUGAGAUCUGGCCAAAGAUUCGCGCCGUACUCAUGAGCAAGCCCCUUCAUUGGGCGGUUGUCAGCACCGAAUGGUUCGCGUGGAAGGCCGCGGGCGUGCCUCGAAACCAGCGGAAUAUGAUCGUUGACGACUACUUCAAGAGACUGGGCCUGACCAAGGACAUGAACCAGGGCAAGGAUAUCAGUGGCCGGUCGAUCUGGCAAUAUGUUGUGGACACACUGGACCCCGUCGUUAACGAAACCAUGAUCAGCAACGAUAACUACUUUUACUUCCUGUGUCUCCAGGGGCAGUUUUCAAGACGAUGCCACCCCACAUACUUGUCUCCUCAGGCCCAUGUGAAGCUCUCUUCGCCCGGUGCAUUUGACGGCCUACGUAUUCACACAGAUGAGAUCAACGAAGUGAUCAAGCGAAUCACUCCCCGAAGCCUGACAAUCGCUGUGAUCAUGGACUCGAUGGACUGGUUCGAUCCCGAAGGCACAGAAGCAUCGAUCCAAGCCCAGAAACUCAACCACGCCCUGAAAAUGGACGGCCGCAUUCUCCUCCGCUCUGCCAGCAUCGAGCCUUGGUAUAUCAAGCAGUUCGAAGAGAAUGGGUUCACAGCCCGCCGUGUCGGCGCCCGCUUCCCCGGCUCUUGCAUCGAUCGUGUGAACAUGUAUGCAUCGACGUGGAUCUGUACCAAGACCAAGGAGCUGGAUCGCCCAACUCCUGCCAGGACGAUAUCGGCCUUGUCGUUGGGUGACGGCAGCAGCAAGCGGUCACACAGUGUGGAGCACCUUGAGAUAUGA
Molecule: messenger RNA, 2496 nt
Organism: Aspergillus fumigatus Af293
Lineage: Eukaryota; Fungi; Ascomycota; Eurotiomycetes; Eurotiales; Aspergillaceae
Source: RefSeq, a predicted model, not a curated record